UAGAGCGCUCCAGUCAACAGUGAGAGAGUGAGAGUUUGUCAAGUUUAAUGGCUUCUUGCAAUGGAUAAUAUAUAUAUUUUUUAGUUUAUGUCAUUGCAUUGUGUAGUAUUUAUAAACUAUAUUUAAAUCGUGCUUUGAAUUUUUGAUCUUUAAAUGUUCUGCUGAGUUCAUCAGAAAGUGACAGGUCUUCACAGGAGUACAAAUAAAUAGUGUGUUUAUUAUGGCUACAGCUGUUCAAAAGAACGGCAUCAAGUCUUUAUCUAACGGAAACGGAUUGGUGCAUCACCAGCACCAUCAAAUGCAAAGCCUAAACGGUUACGAACACAUUAACGUUAUUAGUGAGAGUGAAAAACAUCUUCUUACAGAAACUGUAACAGAACAGUGUGCACCAGUAAGUGAGCAGAAUGAAACGGAACAAAUCAUUGAAGAACCUGAAAUAGACAUAGUGAUUAACAAUGUGGUUUGUAGUUUUAGUGUACGAUGUCAUUUGAACUUACGCGAAAUAGCAAUAAACGGCUCGAAUGUUGAAUAUCGGAAAGAAAAUGGUAUGGUUACGAUGAAGUUACGCAGGCCAUACACUACUGCCAGUAUCUGGUCAUCCGGUAAAAUAACAUGUACUGGUGCAACUAGUGAAGAUGCUGCCAAACAAGCAGCAAGACGAUUUGCCCGUUGUUUACAAAAACUAGGAUUUAAUGUCAGAUUUAACAACUAUAGAGUUGUGAAUGUGCUUGGGACCUGUUCUAUGCCAUUUUCCAUUAAAAUCAGUUCAUUUUCUGAAAGACACAGGGAAGCAGAUUAUGAACCGGAAUUGCAUCCAGGAGUAACUUACAAAUUACUGAAUCCAAAAGCAACCCUGAAAAUAUUUUCUACUGGUAGUGUCACUGUUACAGCACCUAGUGUCGCAGACGUUCAAGCUGCGAUCGAAUACAUUUUUCCACUGGUGUACGAGUUUCGCAAGGAGCGCACCAAAGAAGAGAGCGAGGCAUUAGCUAGAAAAAAAAUGAAACAAUAUGGUGAGGUGACGGUCAAUGAGGAGGAAGAGGGGGACGAUGCAAUGAGUGAAUUAGAAUCGUGGGACUAGAGGCGCAGUACUGUGCGGCAUGUAUUUUAUGUGAAAAAACUGAGUGUUCGUGACUCCACUCUGUGUAAUUUAAAACAUAAAAAGGAUUUCACAAUUCUUCUAGAACAUCUCCAUAACCUCACCAUGUUAUAUCAAAAAUCUGGAACACCGUUUUGAUUUUGCAUGUGAGUUUUAUCUUUACUUCAUGACACAGGGUUAGUGAGAAACUUGCAUAUAUUCAGAUGCAAACUAGUCAAGACUUUUUGGCGUAACAGUUAUUUAUUUAUAUAAAAUAAGACUGUGGAAAUUGUUUUUACAAAACCGAUCUUUGUACUGUUUGAUUUAAUAAAUAUUAACGUUAUUUAUACUUCUGCCUCCUUCUGCAUUUAACACUGCACAUAAUUUAAUGUUACUUUGUGAAAUUCUCAGGUUGCUAGUUCAAAAAUUGUCCCAAUUAUGGUAAUUUUUAUGUCAAAAUACAAAUACAUUUUGAAUAUAUUCAUAAUGUGGUGCGAUAAAAAAAAUGUUUCUUUCCGUGAAUGAAACUGAAUGAAUUUUCAAUAGGAAAAAAUGUGUUCAUUGAGUUAUGAUUUUAUGUUAAAAUUAUGACUAAUCUAGUAAGAAAAAAAUAUCUUUGCACAGAAUAUUUCAUGACAUAAAAGAAUCUCACAAAGUAAUUCUCGGAAAUAAUUAAACCGAAACGUGGGUGAUGUUAUAGAAAUGUUAUUAACUUAAUACAAAAAGCGACUGUUUUUAAACCAUUUAUGUACAUAGUUAUUAUUGUUUUAAAAAGUCUCAAAAGUGUAAUUCUCUCUGGGUUUAAAUAUCGUGUCGUAGGAAUUUUAAAAAUGACGAUGUAUUUAUAUUGUGUUGGAAUAUUUUCUUGUCGAUAGGAAACCGGGCAGGAACUGAUAUGCCCUUAUUGAAAGAGAAAAGAAAUGAGUUUCAAACAGCUUCAACUGUUUUGUUUUUUGAGGUGCCGUCAUCGAUAUACUCAAUUUGGAUGUUUUUAUUUUACUUUACGCAUAUUUCUCUUCAGAGGUCUGUAUUUUUGAGACUGCUAGAUAAUUAUCAUUAUUUAUUUAACACAUUUAGCAUUAGUUGGUCAUAGAGCUAUCUGACUGAAUGAGGUCCACAUAUUUAACUCCUGACUGAAAUAUAAAAAUAUAUUACGAAUAUUUCUUGUACCUAUUUGAUAUUUUAGCUCUAUGCCCCUGUGUGUUACUUGGUAUAGACCUAGGCCUAGUAUCGUCAAUUUAUUGUUCACAUACACCAUUUUCCAUUCUUUCUACAUCUCCCAUCUAUCACCCUGAAAGUGUCUUAAUGCAAAUUUACAAAAUUCACACCGUUUUUAUCGACAAGCAAUUGCUCAUUAUGGUAAAAUAAAAAAGGACUGGUUAAAAGGAGCCCUUAUAUCUUCUGCCACUGUUGAAUUCUCUUAAAACCAAAAUUGCAUUCAUUGAACACGAGAUGACAUAAUAUUAUAAUAUAAGUUAUCUACUAGAGAAAAAUUUCGUGAAUUAAGAGCAGAAUUAUUGGAGUAUUAAAUAUCGCUAAGCUUAAGCUGAAUUUGUUGAUUUACAGAUCAGGUAUUAGUCAUAUUUGAUAACAAAAUUUUACGAUUUUUAUGUUUUACCGAAUGUAAACGUGAAAAAAAUGAGUUAUUGCUUAUAUACUUUUUCAAGGGUACGUAGCAAUUGAAAUUAGAUUGAGAAAAAUUUUUAAAAGAAAUUGUGAUAGAGAAUAUCAAGUUGAAGAUUAAGUGUAAAACUUAACUUAAUAUUAGAAAUAAACUUGCACCUGAACAAAUUAAAAUGACAAGUUAUGUCCCUCCAUAGUCUGAAUGUUAAAAUUAUAGUGGUCACGGAUGAAGUUGAAAAGUGGUAAAAAAAAUUUAUUAAUGGGAAAACAAUAAACAAAUACAAUUUUUAGGAGAUUCUAUGUACUGAUUUAUUAAAAUCAUCUCCAAUUUUUGUUAUGUACUAACCACAAUAACCUUCAGCAGGGCAUUAAUUAAAAUUUCAGUUAUAUGCUCUACACCAGCAAAGAGCGACCUGUAAAGGUUCUAUGAAAGAACCUGAAUUUUUAAACUUGAUAUUGCAAAAAGUCAUCAAUUUGUAUUGUAUCUCCGUAAUAUUUUAUUGUCUUGUCAAUCUGUAACUUUGGCUGUUGAUGUUUUUUUUAUUAUUUUCUUUUAUAUGCAAAAACAUUUCUUUGUCGAUGGUUAAGGUGAUCCUGAACACCCUGUACAUGUUAAAUGUUGGAAAACUAUUUGCGUUUCUUAACUAUCAAAGCAAUAAAGAUAAAACCAGCUGCUGUACUUUUAAUCAUCAUUUCUUAGUAGACGGCACUCAAUUUUUUAAUGUUUUCUCCCGUUUCGACUUCAUCCGGGAGAGACUAUAUGUACAUAAUAUUAAAUCCAUAAGUGACAGACUCGCAGAUGAGAUAUAUGCUAUACGUUUUUAAAAUGAAAAAUUCAAAAUAUUAGAAUCAAAUCAUUGCGUUCAUCAUGAAAUAAACCUCAUGUCCUUUUCAUUAUAGAAUUGCCAUUGUACAAAAUUUUAUUGUAAUCGUCUUAAUUUUUAUCUGUCACACAUUGAGGCAGAGGAACUUGACAAUUAUCGAGUGAUAAUAACUUUUUUCUUUUUUACAUUGAUUUGAAUAGACCACCAUUGAUAUCUUUAUUUCUCAAAACAAUUGUGUACACAAAGAAUUGCACGCAACAUAGAAAUUGUAGUGUAGUUCCAAUAAAAUUAAUUUAAAUACGUUUCAGUUAUUUUUUAUCAAACGUCGUUCACCCCAUCCUACGAUCAUAUUGUUGAGUAAAGACAUCCAGAACUUUAGAUGAUCAUAGAUUCAUUAGACGGUUUUGAAUCGAGGAAAUUGUCUAUAAAUCUAAUUUUGGUUUGCAUUUUCAUCCUGGUUUUACUUUUUUACGUAUGCAUAACUGAAUGUUUGAAAAUUGCUUUGUCUGUUGUUAAAAUAUUGUUCUGGCUCCCGUCGGAGUCUCUAAUGUAGAAGCAAUUUCAAACCCUUAAGGCCUUAUUGAUAGUAAUAAUGAGAUGACUUGUCUUUAAUACCCAUGUCCGAAAUGAAUGUGCGAGUGGAUGACGUAGUAUGCAAAGUCGUAUGAAUCUGGGAGCUGCAGAUGCUACAGGGGAGGAAAUUUUUUUAGGAAAUUGUUAAACCUAGGUAUUUAUUAUAUUUUUAAAAUAUUUUAUAUUUCUACAGUAAAAUUGAGAUUGUAGUAUCUUCAGCUUGUGGAUAAAAUUAUUACCUGUUGUUUUUAUUUGUCCUGUCUUUGUUCCUUUUGCAUACCCAAUGUAUGUAUAAUAUAAUGAUGUAUACCAAAACAGUUGUUUAGUGAUUAUUUGAACAAGGGUUUCAUUUAUUGUUUUCGCUUAUCCAAAUAACGCUUGUUCUUAUAAUAGUUUGUUUCUAUACUUUAUCAGUAACCAAUAUGUAGAUUUAAUAAA
Messenger RNA from Anoplophora glabripennis (Asian longhorned beetle), 4536 nucleotides. RefSeq names its product TATA box-binding protein-like protein 1 (gene Trf2). NCBI's taxonomy places the organism in Eukaryota, Metazoa, Arthropoda, Insecta, Coleoptera, Cerambycidae. Bases 221 to 1081 code for a protein of 286 amino acids. The record is from RefSeq and is a predicted model, not a curated record. The transcript has 4 exons. Gene Ontology annotation, molecular function: general transcription initiation factor activity; DNA binding. Gene Ontology annotation, biological process: DNA-templated transcription initiation.